AGCUGCUGCCCCCCAAAUUUUGGCCUGCCACCAUGAGCGUUGCGCCCUUCGAGCGCGGCCUUUGCCCGGCAUGGAAGUCGGUCCGCCACGGCAAAAUUUCCUGGGAUGAGAAGACAGUGGGUGGAAAUCAGCUUCAAGCGGAGGGUCGCGACGACCACCAGGAGCCUCGCCGGCCUUGUGGCGGUCAAGGUGCGGGACUUGAAAACCCAGUAUCCAGCGGAGAAAGCAGAUCAACUGGUCCGAAAAAGAAAAGAGAACGGGCUGUGGUACUGGGAUGAGGAUUUUGAGGGCGACACCGAGGAAAUGUACGUCUACGUCAGGGACCCCAAAAAGAUCCAACAUUGGACUGAUUGCGAAGAGUCCGCUGAAGCCACCAUCAGGGACAGCGGCAAUGCGGAGUUGGCCAACGUCUUGCUGGAAGAAGGGGGGAUGUUGGGGCCAGGCAACAUGCCUGCUGUUGAUGCUCAGAACCAGAAAGCCCUGUUGAGCGCAUUGACGCCGGUGAACCCAGUGACGAAGCCGAAGCCGAUCAAAGCAAACAAAGAGCCCGAAGUCCUAAAGCCAAAAGAGGUUUGGGAGUGUGGCCAGGAAAAGCUGGAGAUGACGCUGAAAGCUGCUGGGGAAGCCAGGAAACACGCAAUCUCCCUUGGGCACGUCGAGUAUGGGGGGGCAUUGGUUUCAGAGCUGAUGGACUUCUCAGUGAAAAUGGAGCAACUCUAUUCUGAGCUGCAGCCGCUCGUGCUGUCGAAGGUGAAUGACGAGUCAAAGUACCAGGCAACCUUGAAGAGGAUCGAAGGGAAGUUGGAGUGGUUCAACAACAAGGCUAAGGCUGCUGCUCAAGCCCUCCAACGAGGCCUGAAAGAAAAAAAGGCCAAGGCGCCAAAGUCUGCGAAGUCGGCCAAAGCUUCUGGGGGUGAGAAGUCCUCUGCAGAGCCUGCCGCGUAGUUCCUAGGGCGCGCGGUUUCUUACAGCUGUGCCAGCAAAAUGCUGGCUGCAGUUAUGGGGGAAAGGCAAUCUGAACACGG
Messenger RNA from Effrenium voratum, 1025 nucleotides. Lineage: Eukaryota; Dinophyceae; Suessiales; Symbiodiniaceae. The record is from the annotation of a GenBank genome assembly.